AUGUGGGUCAGCUGCAUUUUGGGAUUGUUUUCAACAUGUCUGCGCUCUGUAGCGGCAGUAUUAAAUCUCUGUCUCGAAGAAAAAAUAUCGUUUGGCCCUUUUGUAAAUACAUUUACAACAUGAAUCACCAAGCCAGUGGUGGUGUUGAAUUUCUUCGUAGAGGAAAUAACAAUUGUUUGGCGUAUCGAUGGACUAAGCGUAGCGCCCCAAGACCCAGAGUCAGUGAUUGCGAAGCUGACCAACGACAGGACGAUCACCACGGAGAAGUUAGGCCUAGCGAUGUGGGCCAUUUUAAUGCGAAUGGAAUUAUGUUUCUCCCAGGUUUCUUGUCUAAUAUGAAUGGUGGAAAAGCCCUGGCCCUUGAGCAGUUCUGUAAACAAUCAAAUUAUGAAUUUACAAGAUUUGAUUACCAAGGAUGUGGAGAAUCAAAAGGCGAGAUUAAUAUGAACGGUACUGUCUUCGAUGUCUGGAAAGAUGAUGCCCUAGCUGUUCUGGAUAACCUUACCACCGGUCCACAAGUGUUGGUUGGAUCGAGUAUGGGCGGUGCAAUAAUGUUGUUAUUGGCUCUUGAAAGACCGGAACGUGUGCAUAGUCUUGUUGGCAUAGCAACACCCAAUUAUGACAAGCCAUUUGAGAUACAAAGUACAAGUCAGGCUGAUGGCAAUACAAAAACCAAAACCUCAUUCGAUUAUAUCGGCCAACAAAAUCGAGAUAUAUUGGCCAGCAAAUCGUUGGCAAUCCAGAGGCCACUGCGGUUUAUCCACGGCAUGCAAGACGAUGUUGUGGGAUAUGAAUCUGCACUGGAGCUAGCAAAUAAGGUUGAAAGUGAAGAUGUUCAGGUGAUCCUCCAAAAAUCUGGCAGCCAUCGGAUGUCGACACCAGAAGGCCUGCAACUUAUGCUGAAGACAGUCCAGGAUCUCCUUAGGAUAAAUUCACGUUUAUGAGAUCACAUGAAGUCUCGUUUGUACAUAAAAGUUGUAAGCAGUAUUAUGGACAGUGGUUUUAGCCGAAAUUCGACCAUAUGUUGCCCAGCAAAUAUCAAGAUGUAAAACAUACAAAUUUUAUAAUUUAUGUGUUUGAACUUUAUGAUGACAAUGAUGUUGAUGAUGAUGAGGACGAGGAUGAUGAUGGUGAUGGCGAUGAUGAAGGUGAUGAUGAUGAUUAUGAUGACGACGACGACGACGAUGAUGACGACGACGACGAAGACGUCGACGAUGAUGAUGAUGAUGAUAAAUGAUGAUUUAAAUUUAAAUUCCUUGAUCCGCCGCUGAUGGGGAUGAUCAUGUUAAUGAUGGUGAUAUCAUCGCAAAAUGGUGAUAAGAGUUAGUUAUGACGAGGAAGAUGAAGAUAAUGAUAACAAUAAUUUAAAAAUAGAUGCUUUAGGUUCAUAUUGCUAAUAUCUAUCGCCAGAGUAAGUACAGCAACAUUCUGUUAACAUAUAUUUAAUAAAUUAUCCUAAACUUUA
Anneissia japonica is the source of this 1465-nucleotide messenger RNA. Its product is annotated as mycophenolic acid acyl-glucuronide esterase, mitochondrial-like. Gene Ontology annotation, molecular function: hydrolase activity, hydrolyzing O-glycosyl compounds; palmitoyl-(protein) hydrolase activity. Gene Ontology annotation, biological process: protein depalmitoylation. Bases 36 to 944 code for a protein of 302 amino acids. Gene Ontology annotation, cellular component: mitochondrion. NCBI's taxonomy places the organism in Eukaryota, Metazoa, Echinodermata, Crinoidea, Comatulida, Comatulidae. The transcript has 4 exons. The record is from RefSeq and is a predicted model, not a curated record.